Hibiscus syriacus is the source of this 1740-nucleotide messenger RNA. RefSeq names its product eukaryotic peptide chain release factor subunit 1-3-like. Gene Ontology annotation, molecular function: translation release factor activity, codon specific; sequence-specific mRNA binding. Gene Ontology annotation, cellular component: translation release factor complex; cytosol. The record is from RefSeq and is a predicted model, not a curated record. The transcript is spliced from 2 exons. The coding region runs from base 3 to 1313 and encodes 436 amino acids. Lineage: Eukaryota; Viridiplantae; Streptophyta; Magnoliopsida; Malvales; Malvaceae. Gene Ontology annotation, biological process: cytoplasmic translational termination.
CAAUGUCGGACAGUCACGAGACUGACAAAAAUAUCGAGAUAUGGAAGAUCAAGAAGCUGAUUAAAGCGCUUGAAGCAGCUAGAGGCAACGGCACCAGCAUGAUAUCUCUGAUAAUGCCUCCACGCGAUCAGAUUGCAAGGGUUACAAAGAUGCUUGGAGAUGAAUUUGGAACUGCUUCGAACAUCAAAAGCAGAGUCAAUCGUCAGUCUGUGUUGGGUGCAAUAACUUCCGCUCAGCAAAGGCUCAAACUUUAUAGUAAGGUUCCUCCCAACGGGCUUGUGCUCUACACAGGAACAAUUGUGACUGAAGAUGGGAAGGAGAAGAAAGUCACUAUUGAUUUUGAGCCUUUCAGGCCUAUAAAUGCCUCUCUUUAUCUUUGCGACAACAAAUUCCACACUGAGGCACUUAAUGAACUUUUGGAAUCAGAUGAUAAGUUUGGUUUUAUAGUGAUGGAUGGUAACGGGACUCUCUUUGGGACAUUAAGCGGUAACUCCAGAGAGGUGCUACAUAAGUUCAGUGUUGAUCUUCCGAAAAAACAUGGGAGAGGAGGACAAUCAGCUCUUCGUUUUGCUCGGCUUCGAAUGGAAAAGCGUCACAACUAUGUGAGAAAGACUGCUGAACUUGCCACACAAUUUUUUAUUAAUCCUGCCACCAGUCAGCCUAAUGUUUCCGGAUUAAUACUGGCUGGAUCAGCUGAUUUCAAGACUGAACUGAGUCAAUCAGAUAUGUUUGAUCAGCGGCUUCAGGCUAAGAUUCUCAAUGUGGUUGACGUCUCUUAUGGAGGAGAGAAUGGUUUUAACCAGGCAAUUGAGCUUUCCUCGGAGAUCCUGUCCAAUGUGAAAUUUAUACAGGAGAAGCGCUUAAUAGGGAAAUACUUUGAGGAGAUCAGUCAAGAUACUGGGAAGUAUGUUUUCGGUGUGGAUGACACACUGAAGGCCUUGGAGAUGGGAGCUGUUGAGAUACUGAUUGUGUGGGAAAAUCUUGACAUAACCAGGUACGUGUUGAAGAACAGCGUUACCGAAAUUGUCGUAAAACAUUUAAACAAGGAGCAGGAAGCCAACAUGACCAACUUCCAGGAUCCGGUCAGCUCAGCUGAUUUGGAGGUCCAGGACAAGAUGCCACUUUUAGAGUGGUUUGCUAAUGAAUACAAGCGAUUUGGUUGUAGUCUUGAGUUUGUCACCAACAAAUCACAAGAGGGUUCUCAGUUCUGCCGUGGUUUUGGCGGUAUUGGAGGCAUUCUCCGAUACCAACUUGACAUGAGAUCAUUUGAUGAGUUUUCUGACGAUGGAGAAGUUUACGACGAUUCUGAAUAGCAACCAAUCAACUCUACCCCAUUGACGGUGCAGAAUGAUGGGGAUAGAAACAAAACCUGCACCUGUGCCCGAGCUGUUGGGCGUUCUACUGGUGCUCACAAUGCCCCCAAAGUUUCUCAUACAUCUAAUUAAGUCCCUUCCCCUGCCAGACCCUAUGUGACAAUGUCGUGCAGACGGAAUGAUGUAGCAGCAAAAAUAAGUUAAAGGCAUAACCGGGAAUUCGGUUCUGGUAAUGGCCUUGCUUAUAUUAAUCUGAAACUUAUGAUAUUCAUGUGGUAGCACUUGCCUUGAUUAUGCCUAGCAGUCUUUGGUAGAAAUACAAUGCUUGUCUGAGCUUUAUUAUGCCUGAUGUAUGUUACCUUUUAUCUCUGGAUCUUGUUGCCCUAUAUCCAAAACUUCUUUGAAAUCCAUCAUUUUCAUUUUAUUA